GUGCUGUGCGUGCGCUCGCGCGUGCGCCGUGCGCGAUUUCGCGUCCUGGGAGCGGCAGUGGCGGCGGCGGGGCCGGAGAAGGGCUGAGGAGCCGAGGCGGGGGCUGAGGCCCCGGGCAGGAGCGGAUCGGGCCGGGGCCAUGGCCGAGACGCCCCCACUGCCCGAGCCCCGGCCCGUCCGCCUGCAGGCGGCAUGAGGGAAGAGGCCAAGGGAGCCGGGUCCGAGCCCGGCGACUUCGUGCAACUGAAGGUGCCAAUCGUGCAGCAGCUGUACCACUGGGACUGCGGGCUGGCCUGCUCCAGGAUGGUGCUCAGGUACCUGAAACUCCUGGAGGACGACGCGGCGUUCGAGCAGGCGCUGCAGGAGCUGCAGCUCACCCGGAGCAUCUGGACCAUCGACCUGGCCUACCUGAUGCGCCACUUCGGAGCCCGCCACCGGUUCUGCACGAGGACGCUGGGCGUGGACAAGGGCUACCGGAACCAGUCCUUCUACAGGAGACACUUCGACGCCGAGGAGAGCCGGGUGAACCAGCUGUUCGCACGGGCCUCGUCCUGCAAAGUGUUGGUGGAGAAGUGCACCGUGACUGUCCGGGACAUCCAGGAGCACUUGGCCCAGGGGCACGUGGCCAUCGUCCUGGUCAAUGCAGUCCUGCUCUUGUGUGACCUGUGCUCCAGCCCCGUCAAGUACUGCUGUUUCCUGCCCAUUGGCCAGAAGUGCUUCUGCAGGGGUCCUGACUACCAGGGCCACUUCAUCGUGCUGUGUGGCUACAACAGGGCCUCUGAGAGCAUCUUCUACAACAACCCAGCCUACGCAGACCGCAUGUGCAGCACCAGUGUGACCAACUUUGAGGAAGCCAGGACUAGUUAUGGCACCGACGAGGAUAUACUUUUUGUCUACACUGACAGCUGACCUCAGGCCUGGCCAGCGCCCAAGCUGCUACUGCUGCUACUGCUAAACCUUCAGACCCCAGGUGUGGACAGGGAGCCCCUGGGCCCCAGGCUUUGUGCCCACACCCAUGGCUGACCUCAGUGGCCAGCUAACUGCCCCAGCAAUGCUGCUGCUGCUGCCCUCCUGGGGCUGCUGGCUACGGCCAUCUGUGUGUGACAGAGCAGGCAGGGAGCCUACACAGAUAGGAGCAGUCUCUGGCCAGCAAAAGGACCCUCUUCUGCUCAGAUCCAAUUUCAUUAGGUCUCAAGCAGAGAAGCCCAUCGGCUUCAUCAUGGCCAGACAGCACUUUGCUGUUUCUGUUGUGAGAGAACAGGCCCCAUUCCCCAGCCUUCUGGUAGGGAGGGCCAUGCCCCACCAUGCCCCUUGUGCUCCACACAGUGACCAGCAGGCCCAUCCGCCCACCAUCUGUCUGCUUUUUACUUUGCCUUGUUUCCAUCAGGGAGGAGGCCCUUGGGUGCCUCCACUCCACCGUGCCUGGUCUUGGGGAUGCCUCUGGGAGAGGCUCCCCUACCCCCACCCCAGCACACACACACUGGACGUCUUGAGAUAGAGGCCAGUGACCACUAGUUUAAACCAGCACAUUGGGAGCAAAGAGGGGAGAUCUCUUCUUGGCCAGUCCCUGCUGGGUUAGGUCAGAGGCCCCCAGCCCACACAUUCUUCGCUUGCUUGAGGAGCCAGGGUUCUGCUCUGACUUGGGCUCAAGCCUAGCCUGGUGAGUUUCUGUGGGAGAGGGAGACAGAGAUGCCCUAGGGUGUGGCCGGAAGGCAGGAAGCCUUGUUCCUGCCCUCUGGCCCUGAGACUUCCUUGUUGAGAGGAGACUUGGGUUACUGAUCCAGACAGUAACACAGGACCAACUGGCCCCUCUGGGAUGGCUGGGAGCCCUGUGCCUCCAGCUUCCUCUUCAGUCCUAUACCCAGGGCCACUUAAGGUCUGGCUUUGGUGUGGCUGAUUCCAAGGACCCCUUCAGGGAUCUUCUGGUUGGUCCUUGGCUGACUAGGCUUACCAGGGUUAUGGUGGCCUUUACUGCCCGGUGUCUGGAGCUGCCUACAGAGCAGCCAGCGUGGAUGCUCAGCCCCUGACACCAGCCACCAGUGUGGCAUCUUGUCCCGGAGCUCAAGUAGGCCCAGCAGCAGGGAGCCAAGACUCAGUGGGAUCCCAGGGCAUAGCUAAGGGGGAUGUUGGGCCUCAGCCAGAGUGGGGUGGCUCCUGCCUGUGGGAAAUCGAAGUCACAGGGAACGUGGGUCUGGGUGCCAGCUGCUGCAUGAGGACCGAGGUAUCUGUAGUGGGCAGUUCUCAGCCCCAGCAGCAGCUAUGCAGAAAGGCCCAGACAUGCUGUCCUGUCCCAGCAGGGGAGUGACCAUCCUGUCAAAAGCUCAGAACGGUGGUCAGAGUGGGACAAAGGAGCAGGGGUCCUCUCCUGAGUGGUGAGCCUGCUGCUCUCAAACCCAGGCCAGUGGUUCAAAGGAUGGUUAGUGCAGGCUAGGCAGGGAAGUGGGGCUGCAGGGAUGCCUCUUGUGGGGAUGGGGCUGCAAUGAAAUGGGUCCCUUUCAGAGGAUCAGGAGCAAAACAAAACAGUUAAUCAGGAUGGGCCAAGUGAGACAGGCUCAGAGCAGUGUCCUCAUGGCCAAAUUCAAGGACGGGCAGAGGCCUUUGGAACCACCAGCCAGCAAACUCGUGUGCCUUUGUCCUGCCUCUGGGAGCUGGGUGGGGGGCACCUGUGCCAAUGUGGAAGCCCGGCUGGCUGAAUCCAAGGUGAGAAGCUUGUUCCCUAUCCAGAGGAGUCGCUGACAGCCAGCUAGGACCAUGGCUGGGUGACCCUGGAGAACUUGGGCCACACUGGAAACCUGCACUGCCCCAUGUGCCACAGGGUGGGUUUUGUUUCCUCUGACCACAGGAAAGGGACAUUUUACAUGCAGAGAAGUUUUAUACAUAAAUCUAUUUUGUUUGUAAUGAGCCAUUCAAUAAACACCACUGAAAACACCAUUAAAAAACA
Molecule: messenger RNA, 2941 nt
Organism: Trichosurus vulpecula (common brushtail)
Lineage: Eukaryota; Metazoa; Chordata; Mammalia; Diprotodontia; Phalangeridae
Gene: GUCD1
Product: guanylyl cyclase domain containing 1
Exons: 6
Coding region: 193-909 (238 amino acids)
Source: RefSeq, a predicted model, not a curated record